AUGGCAUGGGCCAGUAUUGUUCAUGAAGCCACCAGAAGGCCGCCUUCUCCUCCGCCUGGCCAUGUCUACCACCACACUUGCUUCGUCUAUUCUCCCGACGACGUGUCGACGAGCUCACCCCCCAUUAUUGCCUACAUAUCCAGGAAUGGCGGCCUUCAAGUGCGUGAUAUUGACCUAGACUGGACGAACAAUUCGCGUAUUGUGGUAAAAGAGCUAGUCACCUCCAAACGAAUGAGCCGUUGCGACUUCGAAGAUAUCCUACGCCUGGCUAGUCAAGAGAACAAUCGAGAAGACAUGAAAUGCUCCAAUGCAUGUCGGCGGCUACGAGAGUUUCAGCCUGGGUUUGACCUGGUGCAGUGA
Messenger RNA from Trichophyton rubrum CBS 118892, 360 nucleotides. RefSeq lists its product as uncharacterized. The transcript has a single exon. The record is from RefSeq and is a predicted model, not a curated record. Bases 1 to 360 code for a protein of 119 amino acids. Lineage: Eukaryota; Fungi; Ascomycota; Eurotiomycetes; Onygenales; Arthrodermataceae.